Mirounga angustirostris (Northern elephant seal) is the source of this 2628-nucleotide messenger RNA. It is a transcript of the gene DSPP, whose product is annotated as dentin sialophosphoprotein. Gene Ontology annotation, biological process: dentinogenesis; odontoblast differentiation. The transcript has 4 exons. The record is from RefSeq and is a predicted model, not a curated record. NCBI's taxonomy places the organism in Eukaryota, Metazoa, Chordata, Mammalia, Carnivora, Phocidae. Gene Ontology annotation, cellular component: cytoplasm; nucleus. Gene Ontology annotation, molecular function: collagen binding. The coding region runs from base 1 to 2628 and encodes 875 amino acids.
AUGAAGAUAAUUAUAUAUUUUUGCAUUUGGGCAGCAGCACGGGCUAUUCCAGUUCCUCAAAUCAAGCCAUUGGAGAGACAUGCUGUUGACAAAUUUGUAAAUUUAAAUCUUCUAGAAAAAGCAAAAGUGCCAAUACAGGAUGAGUUAAAUGCCAAUGAUACUACCAAAGAGAGUGGUGUCCCCCCUGAAAAUGAAAGAGGAAGGCAACAAUAUACCAAAGAUGAUUACAAAGAAGAAAGAAAUGGCUCUGAGUGGGCAGAAAUAGGAGGGAAAAGUUCUUCUACACAUUCCAUGUUAGUAAAUGACGAGGGGAAUAGUGAGGAUCAAUAUGGGGUCACAGGAAAACUAGAAACAUAUGGUUAUAAUGGGAUACACGGAAAAGAAAGUAGCGCCACAACAAAUGGCAUCAGGGGACAAGUAAGUAUCAUCGACAAUGCUGGAAUAGCAAAUGGGAGCAAUAUUAAUAGAAAUACUGAUAAUAAUGUAAACAAUGGAGGAGAUGUUGGAGAUGCAAGUCAGAGUGAGAAUGCCACUGUUGUCCAAGAAGAUGACCAUCAAAUAGCUGGAGGCAAUAACAGCACAGGCCAAGAGGAUGAAAUAAACAGGAAUUCCUGUAGAAAUGAGGGUGAUACAGGUGAAGAAACAUCUCAGAGAGAAAAUGAGAGAAAUGGGAAUCAGGAGGCAGGAGUAACACCAGGGGGUGGAGCUAACAAUGAAGAAGAUGAUAAUUCUGAUGGGAAUCCUAGUGGGAAUGGAGCAGAGGAGGAUGAAGAUAAGGGCUCUGGUGAUAAUGAAGGUGAAGAAACAGGGAAUGGAAAAGAGGACACUGAUAAUAGCAAGGGCCAAGAGGGUCAGCCUCAUGGAAAAGAUGACAAUGAUAAUAGUUUAGGUCAAAAUUCAAUUAGUAGUGAAGAUGAUGAUCCUGAAGACAAAGAAGAUCCCCAUGACAUCAAUGGAGACAACACCUCCAAAAGUGAGGAGGAUUCUGAUGGUAUUUCCAAAGACAAAGAUAGCCCAAUAACAGAGGACACGCAAAAGCCCCAUUACAGAGAAAACAAAGCUGUGGAAAAGAAAGUCACUGAUGAAUCAGAGCCAGGUGCUACUGGGAAGAGCCAUGAUAAGGGAAUAGAAAUGGAAGGUCCCAGUAGUGGCAACAGAAACAAUAUUACCAAAGAAGAUGGGAAAUUCAGUGAAGAUAAAGAGAGAAAAAGACAACAAGGAAUGGUCAUGAGCAAAGGAAAUGUCAAGACACCAGGAGAGACUGACAUACAAGGACCUGGUCAGAAAUCAGAACCUGGAGAUAAGGUUGCACACAGCAAAACAGGUAGUGACAGUAACAGUGAUGGAUAUGACAGCUGUGAGUUUGAUGACAAAUCCAUGCAAGGAGAUGAUCCCAACAGCAGUGAGGAAUCUAAUGGCAAUGAUGAUGCUGAUUCUGAAGGUGACAAUGACAGCAAUAGCCGAGGAGAUAGUGGUUUUAACUCUGAUGAACCAAAAGAUAAUGGCAAUGACAGUGACUCAAAUGGAGGAGGUGAUAAUGACAGUGAUAGCACAUCAGAUGCUAAUGAUAGUGACAGUAAUGACAAUGGAAACAGGAGCGAUGACAAUGGCAAAUCAGACAGCAAUAGAGAUAAAUCAGGCAGUAGCAACAGCAGUGACAGCAGUGAUAGCAGCAACAGCAGUGACAGUAGCGACAGCAGUGACAGAAGUGACAGUAACGACAGCAAUGACAGUAGUGAUAGCAGCGACAGCAGUGAUAGCAGCAACAGCAGUGACAGUAGCGACAGCAGUGAUAGGGACAGCAGUGACAGCAGUGAAAGUAGUGAUAACAACGACAGUAGUGACAGCAGUGAUAGCAGUGACAGCAGCAACAGCAGUGAUAGCGACAGUAGUGACAGCAAGUCAGACAGUGAUAGCAGUGACAGCGACAGCAGUGAUAGCGACAGCAGUGACAGUAGUGACAGCAGCGACAGUAGUGACAGCAGCAACAGUGACAGUAAAUCAGACAGCAGUGACAGCAGCAACAGCAAAUCAGAUAGUGACAGCAGUGACAGCGACAGCAGCGACAAUGACAGUAAAUCAGACAGCAGUGACAGCAGCAGCAGCAAAUCAGAUAGUAGUGACAGCAGUGACAGUGACAGCAGCGACAGCAGUGACAGCAGCAACAACAGCGACAGCAACAAUGAUAGCAGUGACAGCAGCGACAGCAGUGACAGUGACAGCAGUGACAGCAGUGACAGCGACAGUAGUGACAGCAGUGAUAGCAGCGACAGUAACAGCAGUGAUAGCAGCGACAGCAGCGACAGUGACAGCAGCGACAGCAGCGACAGCAGCGACAGCAGCGACAGUAGUGACAGUGACAGCAGCGACAGCAGUGACAGUGACAGCAGCGACAGCAGCGACAGCGACAGCAGCGACAGUGACAGCAGUGAUAGCAGCAACAGCAGCGACAGUGACAGCAGCGACAGCAGUGAUAGCAGCGACAGUAGCGACAGUGACAGCAGUGACAGUGCAUCUGACAGUGAUAAGAGUCACAGCAAGAGCAAGUCUGGUAAUGGCAACAAUGGAAGUGACAGUGAGAGUGAGAGUGAAGGCAGUGACAGUAAUCACUCAACCAGUGAUGAUUAG